AUGGCUAGUACAGUUGGAAAGGCCGCAAUCGCCUGGGCAGCAGCAGAGCCCCUUUCAGUCGAGGAUGUCCAAGUCGCGCCACCAAAAGCCCAUGAAGUCCGCAUCAAGGUCCUCCACACGGGAGUUUGCCACACUGAUGCCUACACGCUUUCCGGCAAGGAUCCCGAGGGUGCUUUCCCAGUGAUCCUGGGCCACGAAGGUGCCGGUAUAGUUGAGUCUGUUGGCGAAGGUGUUACCAAUGUUAAGGUCGGCGAUUAUGUGAUCGCUCUCUAUACACCGGAGUGCGGAGAAUGCAAAUUUUGCCGGUCCGGGAAGACGAAUCUGUGCGGCAAGAUCCGGGCCACGCAAGGCCGCGGUGUCAUGCCGGAUGGAACGACCCGGUUCAAAGCCCGCGGAAAAGAUCUACUCCAUUUCAUGGGCUGUUCGACCUUUUCCGAAUAUACCGUCGUCGCCGAUAUUUCAGUUGUGGCGGUCACUCCAUCGUGUCCGACGGACCGUUCCUGUCUUCUGGGGUGCGGUAUUACGACCGGGUACGGUGCCGCUACGGUCACCGCUAAUAUUACGGAAGGAGCAAAUGUGGCGGUCUUUGGCGCUGGCUGUGUCGGUUUGUCGAUCGUCCAGGGCGCGGUGAAGAAGAAGGCCGGAAAGAUUAUUGUGGUGGAUAUUAAUGACGGAAAGGAAGCGUGGGCUUACAAGUUCGGAGCGACUCAUUUCCUCAACCCUGCUCGACUGAGGAAAACCGUUCAGGAUGAGCUUAUUGACAUGACUGAUGGUGGAUGUGACUACACAUUCGACUGCACGGGCAACGUCAGCGUCAUGCGCGCUGCUCUGGAAGCCUGUCACAAGGGCUGGGGUGAGAGCAUCGUCAUCGGCGUGGCUGCUGCUGGUCAAGAGAUCUCAACCAGGCCAUUCCAACUGGUUACCGGUCGCGUAUGGAGGGGAUGCGCUUUUGGUGGCGUCAAGGGUCGUUCUCAGCUUCCGGCCCUUGUGGAGGAUUACCUGCGGGGUGACUUGAAAAUCGACGAAUUUAUCACACAUCGUGAGAAGUUAGCCAAUAUCAACGUGGCCUUUGAGCAGAUGAAGCAAGGGGAUUGUAUCCGAUGCGUUUAUUCAGGAAAACUUCACAUAGCGAAAGAUAUCUUACCAAUCGUUUCGUUUCUACUAUACCUAAUCUACACUUCUUUUUUUGAACACCAAUCAAAAGCCGCCAUGCCUGUCUCCCUCCAUCCUCUCGUUGACAAUGGCCUCGCCAAGGGCGACGCGAACUUUCCCGGUGGAAACCUCUACUGUCUCUGCCCUCAGAACAAAGUCACAGUCGCCCUCAAGGGUAAUGUCGCCCACAACCACGCCUGCGGAUGCUCGAAGUGCUGGAAGCCCGCUGGCGCACUCUUCUCCGUCGUCGGUGUGAUCCCCAAGGAGAAUCUCUCUGUGGCUGCCAACGCCGAAAAGCUCCACAUUAUCGACAAGGCCGCUGCCAUCCAGCGUUACGCCUGCAAGGAGUGCGGCACCCAUUUGUUCGGACGCAUUGAAGUUGACCACCCCUUCAAGGGCCUGGACUUUGUCCACGUCGAGCUUUCGGACAAGAAGGGCUGGCAGGAGCCCCAGUUCGCUGGUUUCGUGUCCUCCAUCAUCGAGCAAGGCUUCCACCCCAGCGGAAUGGAUGAAGUUCGCUCCAAGUUCCAGUCGGUCGGCUUGCAGACUUACGAUGCCUUGUCUCCGCCUCUGAUGGAUCUCAUUGCUACCUACACCGGCAAGAAGUCCGGAAAGCUGUCUGCCAACCUGUAA
Aspergillus pseudonomiae is the source of this 1785-nucleotide messenger RNA. RefSeq lists its product as uncharacterized. The coding region runs from base 1 to 1785 and encodes 594 amino acids. Gene Ontology annotation, molecular function: zinc ion binding; S-(hydroxymethyl)glutathione dehydrogenase [NAD(P)+] activity; S-(hydroxymethyl)glutathione synthase activity. Gene Ontology annotation, biological process: formaldehyde catabolic process. The record is from RefSeq and is a predicted model, not a curated record. The transcript is spliced from 6 exons. NCBI's taxonomy places the organism in Eukaryota, Fungi, Ascomycota, Eurotiomycetes, Eurotiales, Aspergillaceae. Gene Ontology annotation, cellular component: cytosol.